CACUGAUUCUCUCAUUCAGUCAUUCAUUAGUCAUUCAAAGCAUUCAUUAGUUAUAAAUUUAUUAUAUAUUUAUUUGUAUUUAUCUAUAGUUUUAUUCGUUGUUACCAUUUAUACCAUCAUUUGCGCAGAGAUCUUGAGAUAGAGAGAUAGCCAUCGAGAGCGCCAUUGAUUAGCGAUGUCCGCCAAACGCGAGGCUUUGUGCGAGUAUUUCGACGAAGACGUUGUGGUGAAGAGAUGUUCGUCGACGGGACGACUGGUCUUCGGUCUUGUGGUGAUGUCGUCGGAGAACGCGUCCGACUCUGAAGACAGCGAUUCCGGCGAUGACGACGACGACAGUACCGACGCUCAGGGCUCGACCUCGGGGUCCAAAUGGCGUCGAGUGAGGCCCGGGUUCGCCAAAAUCGCUUUGUAUCCCAACGGCAACACUGUUGUCAUCAACGAGUCCAAGGCCAAACUCUACGACCGAUCGCUUCUCAGCGGAGAUGUUGUCCAACGCUUGGAUCCGUUGAGCCAUAAACUGGUGCCAAACGGCGAACACGGCUUCUGCAGAGACAUCCGCAUAUUGACGGCGAUUAAGAUCUUGGGAACCGAUAAAGUGAUCGAAAACGUGGACACAAACGACAUGCAAAUGCUGCUGAAUAUCAGCGAAGACACCAUCUGUUUGCUGGACUCGUGGAUCGGUUACGUGAAGGAAGUGAACCUUAAGGUGACCCUCAAGUGCAUCGACGGCUCACUGCUGGUCAUCGAUGACAUAGACAUCAGUGAGUUCGAGGACCUCUUGACUCAGAGGGAGAGCAACGACACGGAGUUCAGUCGCGAUGACUACUAUAUCGGGCAACAGCUAUUUGGUCCCAAACAUCACCUCAAGAAUGCCAAAUGGAUUACACAAACGAAACGAAUGAAACGCUUUAUGAGCUCUCAAUCGGUUCGCAACUAUAAGAUCAAUGUUGUCGUCGAAGACAUUGUCAUCGAUAACGUGACCAUCACUUGGAUGUGUUGCCUGUCGGACGACAGUUUGAGUAAUAAAUCGCAAAAUAUGAAUGCAAUCACUGGUAGUAAUAAUCUGAAGAAUAUGAUGAAAGAUAAGUCUCAGAACAGCUCCUUCAGCGCAAUGUCUCAUCCGAGCGGUGAUAUCAUCAGAGGUGAAGCCAUUUCGAGAAUCAAAUGCGUGAACCACUUCCGCAAGUGUUCGGCACAAAUAGGCCAUCAGUGCUAUUACACCAUCAAAGAGACCGAUUCUGUCAUUAGUUUCACUAAUUGGGAGUCAAAGGAGUCCAUGAAAUGGUUGACUGAAGUCAAGAGCAAAGACAGCUUAUCGGCCAGCGAUGAGGUCUGUCGCCAAUCAGAUAACGAAACCAGUUUCGCGUCCAAUGAUAACGCGAACACCACUUUCUGGUCAAAGAGUGAUAGUCUGUCGAUGUCUUCGUUAGAAGACAACAGCAAUAAGAAAAGGAAGGGAAAGAAACGCAAAAACCAAUUCUCGCUGUCAUUACGAAAAGUGAAAUCCAAGAAACUGUUGCCUUCGCACCGGAAGACGCCUUACUCGUUGCCUAUCAAUACAAGUGCCGGCGCUCGCGUUCCUAUCGAGAUAAUGGCCACAAAUACUCGGGUGUCUGUCGUGUGGCAGCACUCGGACGUGGAGUCGGACGUGGCGUCCGUUUCUCUAUACCCGGUCCACAGUAUCGAUAAUCACGACUUCUUUCCCGGCGAUUAUGUGGUCGAGAAUAAAGACAUUUCCCAGUCUUUCGACUACGGAGUGAUCCAAACGUGUGACUACACGUCGCGCACGGCGACCGUUAAUUGGCUGUCGGCGCCGCCCGGCUCUACCGCACCUCAGUUUGUCGCUCAACAAGAGCUCAGCGUUUACGACAUCAAAGAUCACCCGGACUUCAACUUUCGGCCCGGCGUUUGUGUCGUAAGGAUACUGGCGCUAAACGAGGAGCACUGCGACCCCACCUCCCGGACCGGUCAGGUGCUCGACCUCACGACCGACGGUAUGUUGAGAUGCAUUUGGCUGAACGGACAGACGUCUCUCGUUAGUCCGCAGAACUUGUUUGUUGUCGGAGAUUAUGAUUCGGACGAUUUGUGGGGAGACAGUGAUAUGGACUACGAUUCCGAUUAUAGUGUGUAUGAAAGCGCCGAGAGUUGGGAAACGGAUGACGAGAAGUCUAAAGCCAAAAAGAACAAAAGUCCUAAAAAGCCAUUGCAUUCGACUCCGAAGAGUCCCGCAGUGGUGGGAACCCCUCAGAACACUCAGGGCUUACUAAAUAUGAUACAAACCGGUGCCUCACAUCUGGAGGAAUGGCUCAAAAACGGACGAAACGGUCUGCAAAACCCGUUAAAAUUGAUUAAAAAGCCGGAAUCGGAUCACAGAUCAGAAUCGGAUCAGAGGAACGAUUUGCCACAAAAAGAACUAAACAAUUACUCGAAUAAAGUGCUUCAGAUGUCUAAACGAUUGCUUCAACACUUCGGGUCGUGGAGUCCGGGCGCUCAACAGUCAACCGCCGGCCCUCCCAACCCUCACAACAACGACUGCGUGACUAUCGACAGCGGAAUCGUGGAAAUGAGUAAUGAGUCCAACAGUGGAAAGAGUUCUCUGAACGACAGCCAAAAGGCGUCCUCGAGUUCCGACCAAAACAUCAAUUCAUUGCUCGAAAUGAUCGACGACUUGAAGACCAAAAUCAAGAACAACGAAGACAUGGCGGCAGAGAUCGCGGACCAAAAGCCUGUCAAUAGUGAGGAAUCUAAAGAGAGUGUGGAUUCCGACAGCAAUUUAGCCGAAAUGAAAGGAAAUGUGAUAUUUUUAGAUAGAGUUCCCGAAAAUCAUAAAUAUCUGUAUUCAACGGUCGAACCCAAGAAUUCAAAGGAAUUCUUAAAGCGGAUUAAGUAUGAGAUCUCUUUGCUGAGGAGUUCCCUACCGGAAGGCAUAGCUGUGGCUCUAUUUCACGACCGAAUGGAUCUGCUGUCGGUGAUGAUCUACGGGCCAAAGGGCACGCCCUACGAGGACGGCCUCUUCCUGUUCGACAUCCAACUGCCGGCCAAUUACCCGAACGGUCCGCCACUGGUUCACUAUAUCUCCUACUGUUCCGAUAGACUGAACCCAAAUCUGUACGAAAGUGGCAAAGUGUGCGUCAGUUUGUUGGGCACGUGGAGUGGCAAAGGGACCGAAGUGUGGUCACCGAACGGUUCCAAUCUGUUGCAAGUGAUUGUCUCCAUACAGGGCCUCAUUCUGGUGGACGAGCCCUACUAUAACGAGGCCGGAUAUCACAAACAGAGGGGCACUACCAUCGCCUCCGAGAACAGUCGCCUCUACAACGAGAUGGUCGUCAUUAAACUGAUUCAGUCGGUGACCAAAAUGCUGGCCACACCUCACAAGGCUUUCGACAAACAAAUCCGCGAACAUAUCGUCGCCAUUGGCGACCAAUUCAUCGGAAGGCACCGCAAUUGGGCCGACGUCUCGCAGAUGUGUAUUUCGCAGUCAAUCACAACCAGUGAACAGUUGUCCGCGUGUCAGGGCGUGAGUCUCGACGCCGUCUUACCUCCGUUUCCCCUAUUGCCUGCCUCUCACGGGUUCUGUUUGUCUCUAAACAAAUCCAUUUCUCAGUUUCAAGAAACUCUCAACACUUUCAAAUGAUGUC
This is a messenger RNA of Oppiella nova, 3638 nucleotides long. NCBI's taxonomy places the organism in Eukaryota, Metazoa, Arthropoda, Arachnida, Sarcoptiformes, Oppiidae. The record is from the annotation of a GenBank genome assembly.